AUCCAUCAUCAUUCAUAGAAACCCAAAACACUAAAAAUCUGUAUUUUUCUUUUUUCUUUAAGGCUCUUAACCGGCCGCCUUCCAUGCUUACACAUGCAUGAUUGUUGUGUCAGAGAGAGAGGGGCAUGUCCCCCCCAACCCUCAUGAAACUCUCUCCCUCUCUCUCUCAAGAUCCAUGAAGAAGAAGCUUUCUUUGAUUUUGGCCUAUAAAUUAAGACCCUCUUUGUUCCUUUUGUCCCUCACUUCUUCACCACACACAAGAAAGCUGUAGCUCUCUCUCUGCCUUUUACACUGCUCUACUUCUUGUUACGAUACCAGAUUGCCUCAGCUCUCUCCGAAACCAAAAGGAAAAACCCAAGGCUUUGUUUCACAGCAAUGGAAAGGCUAAACUCGAAGCUGUACUUGCAGAAUGUGUACAUAAUGAAAGAGAAUGAGAGGCUGAGGAAGAAGGCACAGCUUCUGAACCAAGAGAAUCAGGCCCUUCUUUCUGAGCUGAAGCAGAAGCUUUCAAAGCCAAACAAAGCCAAUGGUGCUUCAAACACUGUGCCUGAUCUGAAUCUUAACCUGAGCUCCACCAACAACAACAACUCAAACAAUCAUCCUUCCAGUUCCAGCAACUGAAAGCUUAGAUUUGUGGACCAAAUCUCUUUAUGACCCCACUAGGACUUACCCCUUUUUUUGUGCAAUAUUUUAAGCUAGUCAGAGCCUCAGAGGUUGUAGUUUCAGCUUUAGGUACAUAGGACAAGUAGCAGUGGUGUUCUUUGUGAUUUACAAGGAUCUUUAACUCUGCUGCUUCUGUUUCCAUAUUUUAUUAUGUGUUUUCUUCUUUUGGGGGGCCUUAGGAUAUGAAUUUCUGCAUGGUCUACAAGGAUAUAUAUGUGUAUCAAGCUUUUGUGCUAGAAAGAAAUAUAAUAUCACUGUAGCUU
Messenger RNA from Rosa rugosa (rugosa rose), 926 nucleotides. RefSeq names its product protein LITTLE ZIPPER 4. The coding region runs from base 376 to 621 and encodes 81 amino acids. NCBI's taxonomy places the organism in Eukaryota, Viridiplantae, Streptophyta, Magnoliopsida, Rosales, Rosaceae. The record is from RefSeq and is a predicted model, not a curated record. The transcript has 2 exons.